AUGGUCCGCCACAAGAAAGACUUCAAGCCCAACAACAAAUACUCCAACAAAGCGCCCAAAGCCCGCGGUCCACCUCGUCCUCGCCGCGACUCCGAAUCUGAAGGCGAGGAUGACGGGUCGAACUCCAGACCCGCGAAACCCGCAUACAAGGCUGCUUGCUGGGACCUCGGACACUGCGAUGCGAAGCGCUGUUCAGGAAAACGGCUCAUGCGCCUCGGCAUGAUGCGGGAACUACACGUCGGGCAGAAGUUCGCCGGCGUCGUUGUUUCGCCCAAGGCGAGGAAGAUCCUGAGCCGCGAGGACAAGGAGUUGAUGGAGCAGUAUGGCGCUGCGGUCGUGGAGGCGAGUUGGAAGCGUAUCGACGAAGUGCCCUUUGGCCGAAUCGGCGGGAAAUGCGAACGUCUGCUGCCAUACCUCGUUGCUGCGAAUCCGACCAAUUACGGCAAACCGUGGCGUUUGAACUGUGUCGAGGCACUGGCUGCUUGCUAUUAUAUCUGUGGACACGAUGAGUGGGCGGAGAGCAUUCUGAGUACUUUUUCGUAUGGUCGGGCGUUCUUGGAUAUCAACGCUGCGCUGCUGAAGAGGUAUGCGGCGUGUGAGAAUGAGGAGCAGAUCAAGAAGGCCGAGGAGGUUUGGCUGGAGAAGAUUGAGAAAGAGUACAAUGAGAGUCGGGAGGAGAAGGAGGGUGGUGCUGAAGAGGAUGACUGGGCAGGGGGGAAUAUGAACAGACGAAUUAUUGACGAAUCGGAUGAGGACGAGAAUGACGACGAUAACGAUGAAGAGGAUGAAGAAGAGGACAAGGUGGAUCCGCAGAACCCUUACAAUAUCCCCGAAUCUUCGGACGACGAGGAGGAGAUGGCGGAGCUGAGGAGACGCGUUCUGGCCUCGAAACCUUUCCAGAAUCCGACGCCUAUGCCCAAGGACGAAGACGAAGACGAAGAUGAAGACGACGAGAGUGGCGAUAAGAAAGUUCCUCAACGUAUACCCAGAACGGAGCCUGCGCCUGCGCAAGAUGAGGAUGAGAACGAGGAUGGCAGCGAUGCACCGGAGGAUGACGAGUUUGAUAGCUUCAUGGCUGCGCAGCCGACAACAGAUAGGACAGGCAUCACGAGCAAGCAGAGACUCAAGGCUAUGGAUGGCAAAACAAAAGCGACAUUCACCAGUGGCAGCGUAAAGGCUCCAUAUCGGCAGUAA
Molecule: messenger RNA, 1194 nt
Organism: Dothidotthia symphoricarpi CBS 119687
Lineage: Eukaryota; Fungi; Ascomycota; Dothideomycetes; Pleosporales; Dothidotthiaceae
Product: DUF367-domain-containing protein
Exons: 1
Coding region: 1-1194 (397 amino acids)
Biological process (GO): maturation of SSU-rRNA
Molecular function (GO): rRNA small subunit aminocarboxypropyltransferase activity
Source: RefSeq, a predicted model, not a curated record